UAUGUUAUUAGUGACAUGGUAGAUGUGCGCUAGCUGGUUGCCUAAAUGUACUUACCUUGUGUUCUUUUCUAGACAAUUUAUGUGUUUCCACUUUCCAUUUGAUGACCAUUCAGAAAGUAUAAACCUAAUAGAGUAAAUAUGAUUUGUAAUUGGAAUAUGGAAGCAGCUGUGUAAUUCUACUGCAAAAAAACUGAAAAUGUAUUGUGCGUGGAGAGUACUGCAGCUGCAAAUAUAAGGUUGCAUUGAAUAGUUUCUGUGGAGAAGCAGAUUUACUUCCUAUUUCCUUGUCAAGCAGACUACAUGGCUGCUGACUUCAAUGUCGAAGCAGUUCAGCAAUGGGUUGUCUACAUAGACGAAGUUGAUAAAAUAACCAAAGAGGCUGAGAGCCUUAACAUUGGCAGAGAUGUAUUUGGGGAGGGCUUCCAACAGGCGCUGCUGAAGAUGCUUGAAGGAACUUUCCUGGCCUUCAAAUGUGUCCUCUUUCUAAGCAUUUUUCUGAGAUCAGUAAUCUCACUUGCUCAUUUUAUCUUUAUUUCUUCUUCCGAUUGUAAGUGUACCUGACAAUAGAGCAUGGAAGCAUCAUCCAUGUGGCGAUACUAUUCAGGUAUACUGAAUCUAUUAAAGCCUCUUUUAUCUACUUUUUC
This is a messenger RNA of Solanum verrucosum, 644 nucleotides long. RefSeq names its product CLP protease regulatory subunit CLPX1, mitochondrial-like. Lineage: Eukaryota; Viridiplantae; Streptophyta; Magnoliopsida; Solanales; Solanaceae. The coding region runs from base 301 to 561 and encodes 86 amino acids. The record is from RefSeq and is a predicted model, not a curated record. Gene Ontology annotation, biological process: protein catabolic process; proteolysis. Gene Ontology annotation, cellular component: mitochondrial matrix. Gene Ontology annotation, molecular function: ATP hydrolysis activity; ATP binding. The transcript is spliced from 5 exons.